Molecule: messenger RNA, 3304 nt
Organism: Salvelinus namaycush (lake trout)
Lineage: Eukaryota; Metazoa; Chordata; Actinopteri; Salmoniformes; Salmonidae
Product: opioid growth factor receptor-like
Exons: 7
Coding region: 242-1900 (552 amino acids)
Cellular component (GO): membrane
Molecular function (GO): opioid growth factor receptor activity
Source: RefSeq, a predicted model, not a curated record
UCAGCCAGCAGACAGACUUGCAUUAACUGCAGACCAUUUCACCCUGUCACUCACGUUUGUCGAACCCGUACUGGUACAACGAAUCGCGACGAUGGAUUUUGCUGACCGGGAGGAGGGAUGGUUGGUCGGUCGUGGUAGUCAUCGAAUUUAGGGCUGGAAGUUCAACUCAUGUGUAAUUAUCUUGGCUAGCAGAACUCGCUUUUGGUCUUUCUCAAGCCCACAUUGUGACAUUGUGGUUUCAAUGAUGGAGCAGGACGAUUUAGUCUGCGUGUAUGAUUCGACGUGGGACACAGAGAGUGAUGGAGACGAUCCAGGAGAGAACCAAACGCGUCGCUCAAGCCAGGACAAAACUAAAUCAUGGACAUCUGGUUUAUGGUCAAACACGUUCUCCAGGAACAUGAGGGCUGCGAAGGACAUGCAGAACUACAGAAAAGGUUAUCCUAAUCUAGCAGAUGACGAAUGCUCAGAAGAGAGAAUGUUCAAUUUAAAAUUCUAUCUCAACGAAUACCCCUCCUCCCCUGACGACAUUUUAAUAGAAUCUUUUCAUAAAGAAUGGAAGACGGACUAUAAGAGGCUGGAGAGAGUUCACUCCUACAUUCAGUGGUUGUUUCCACUGCGGGAGCCAGGAGUGAACUACAUGGCCUCUGAGCUCACCAAGAAGGAGAUCCUGGCCUUCAGGGAGAGCGAGGAGGCCAAGAAGAGGCUGGUGGAGUCCUACGAGCUCAUGCUGGGGUUCUAUGGUAUCCAGCUGGUUAACAAAGACACAGGUGAGGUCAAACGCGCCGAGAACUGGAGAGAACGCUUCGCCAACCUUGAAAGGAACAUGCACAACAACCUCCGCAUUACGCGCAUCCUGAAGAGCCUGGGGGAGCUAGGCUUUCAGCACUACCAGAGUCCGCUGGUGCGCUUCUUCCUGGAGGAGACGCUGGUCAAAAGGAACCUGAGCAGUGUCAAGCGCAGCGUGCUCGACUACUUCCUGUUUGCCAUUCGUGACAAGCAGAAGCGCAAAGAGCUUCUGCGCUACGCUUUCCAGCACUUUGAGCCCAAGGAAAAGUUUGUAUGGUGCCCCAGAAAGAUCCAGAAACAGCUGAAGAAGGCGGAGAAGGGGAACGGAGAGGGAGCGGAGGAAGGCCGCACACGAGCCAAGGCUAGAGAGGGAGAGGCAGUGGGAGCCCAGAAGGAGAAGGGUGUCACGGAGGAAGUGAAGGAGACUGCCAAGUUGAAUGAUGAAGCAUUGAGUAGUGAUGGAGAUAAGCAGGCUGAGGGUUUUUCUGUUAAUCCUUCGGGGCCAGCGAUCUCCUCAGAGGACUCAGAAUCACUGGGAAACGGGAACAGUAAUGAUCUUGACAUGGACCAUUCAGGCAGCCCAGACCCUGAGUCUGUUAAAGGAGAUCACAGUAUGGAGGAAGGACUCAAAGAGGAUAGUCAAGCCAAGGACAGCGUCCAGGACUCAGUCAAAGUCAAGGCAGCUGCAUCUGAAAUGAAGUCUGAGAAUUUGGCACAACCGACUAAGAAGAAAAGGGAAGGUGACAAGGUGGUGCCACGCAACGGUCCUACAGAGAACUGCCCCAACGGGUGGGAGAAAGGCACGGUCGUCCCCAACGACAACCACCCACAUCAGACGAGCCCAUCAGCGGCAUCAUCCCACAAAGCCAAGACUGAGGAUCCCAAAAAGGAUUCGCCGAAAAAGGACAUCUCAGAACGAGGUGAAAAAUACCCAAGGACUGACUUUAGUGAUGUGUCUGAUAACAAAGCAGUGCCAGUGGGUGGGGAGAACACAAAGAAAGCUGGAGAGGACCAGACAAAUGGGAAAGAGGUGAAAAAUGAAGUGGAGCCGAUGGAUGUGGAAUCCAACUCCCAGCCAAGUUCAGGGAACUUCAGGGACAUGGGAACUUCCUGAAUAUACGGAGGGAGGAAUCAUUUGCAGACUAAAGGGACAUAUGUUAAAUUGUGUACACUUAUGGCCAAUCCCAAAUCGACCCUGAGACCCUAUCCCCUAGGCACUUCAUGUGGAUAUGAAAGGCCCAGAAAAAAUAUAUAAGUCAUAUGGUAAUAGCUCAUCCUUGCCGUCUGAUACUGUAGGUUAGAUGGAAUUCUCGCCAUAUUGCUUACACUUCUCCAAUCCUCAGAAUGGCAUAAAUUCUGAGUUCUACAGAAGCUCCUAGGAGGAAGGGGCUGGGUGGUUUCUGGGCAGGGCUUUAACAGAAAAAUAGUUUUCAGGCCUUAUUAUAUUCUGCUGUCCUCCAUGUUCACAUUAGAGUGGGUUUGUUCUUUUUGUUGGUAAGGAUGUAUGCAUUACUGAAUUGAUUUGUUCUAAUGAAAUUGUGUUGUGACAGGGAACGGGGAUUCUGACUGCAAUCAGUUCUCCAUAGUUGAUCCUGCAACUGCAAGUAGUUGGAUACUUUGAACUGAGGAGGAUGUAAGGAUAGUCUGUAAUUACAGUUCACAUUGAAAAGAUGAAUUCCAUCUCAUACAAUGAACUGAUGCCUGCUUGUUACAACAUUCUUUUUAAAUACACCGCUCCGUUCAAAAACUGAAUACAGUUUGAAUAGUAAUUUUGCACACAAAUUGAAAUGUACUUUGUAUCUAGUAUUAUCUGUCAGUGUUGCGACUGCAUUGUGUAUUAUAUUUUAUUGAAAGCCCCUAUGAAAUGGCAACAGGAUUGUAAUGUCAUUUGUUUAUUUCAAGAAUUUUGCACUUUUUUUUGUUGUUGCGGAAUGAGAGAUAUAGAUGACAUUGCCAAAAAAAGAAAAAUAACAUUUAACUGUUUGAUUGUAUUCUGUCUUGGAAGUUUUGAAAUAAUACGAUAUGUACCUCUUUGGUUGAACUCCUUUGGCUUUGCUGUAAGGACGACAUAGUAAGUGUAAUCAAUAGAAUGUGGGUGUUUUCUUAUGUUCCAAGCAGGGAGGCUAUUGUUAUUUAUUUUAUUAUUUUUAUUCCAAAUUAUUGUAUGGUUAUACAAAGGCCCGAUCCCCUUCGACUCGUUUAUUGAAUUGCAAAUCUCAGGAAAACCCUGUGGGAGAUAGUCAACGUUUCUUCCAUUUCUGAGGUUGUGUUUGGGUAAGCUUUGUUUUCCACCCGUGUGGAGAUUUCAUCACGAAUGUCUAUUUUACAAUUUUCAGCAAAUGAAUUAAUAUAUUCAUCAUACGUGUAUUGAAAUUGUGUGUAAAAGGGUUGUAAAUACACUCCACUUUGGUGGGGUGAUGAAUGGAAUUUGAAAAUCCUUUGUCCAUGCAACUUACAAACUUGACCCCUUUCCUGUUACAUGACAAUAAAAUAAAGAUUGUGCAAGUUAUUUACAUUU